Cucurbita pepo subsp. pepo (vegetable marrow) is the source of this 2471-nucleotide messenger RNA. RefSeq names its product aspartic proteinase 36. Gene Ontology annotation, molecular function: aspartic-type endopeptidase activity. Lineage: Eukaryota; Viridiplantae; Streptophyta; Magnoliopsida; Cucurbitales; Cucurbitaceae. Gene Ontology annotation, biological process: proteolysis. The record is from RefSeq and is a predicted model, not a curated record.
UUGGCCAAUUGGUUAGCGACGAAAAUAAGAAAAACUGCAAUGACUUUGGUUUCAGUCUCAAUAUUUUGGGGGCGCAGAGGGCUAUUUACCGGGUCCUCUCCGCGCCAAUUACCGUCGUUUCUCCUCCGUCUGCACCAUCGCGUACGGUCCACCAGGACACCAUGUCUCCGCCCUCCACCAGUUUACAUUCUGCCAUCUUCGUCUAUUGUUUAGUUGGUUUCAAUUUGCUGGGCGCGAUUUUUUCCUCAUCUGUGGACUCUAGAGACUUCGAUUAUCAGCAGCGCCCUGUGAUUCUUCCUCUCUAUAUUUCACCGACGAAUUCCACCCAUCAGCGCGUUUUGGACCGUGAUCAUCGUCUCCGGCACCUGUUGAACUUGGAAAAACCCCACUCGUCAAAUGCUCGAAUGAGGCUCUACGACGACCUCCUUACCAACGGGUAUUACACGACGCGUCUAUGGAUUGGGACUCCUCCACAAGAAUUUGCUCUUAUUGUGGACACCGGAAGUACUGUGACAUACGUUCCCUGCUCUAACUGCGUAGAUUGCGGGAACCAUCAGGAUCCAAGGUUCCAACCGAAGUUGUCUAGCUCAUAUCAACCUGUUAAGUGCAAUAUCGAUUGUAGCUGUGAUGACAAUGGAGUCCAGUGUACAUACGAGAGACGGUACGCAGAGAUGAGUACUAGCAGCGGUGUGCUUGCUGAGGACAUCAUGUCAUUUGGAAAAGAAAGUGAACUUCUACCCCAGCGUGCAGUCUUUGGCUGUGAAACUAUGGAAACUGGCGAUCUUUAUACCCAGCGUGCUGAUGGGAUUAUGGGUUUGGGCCGUGGUACACUCAGUGUGAUGGACCAACUUGUUGGCAAGGGUGCUGUGAGUAAUUCAUUUUCAUUAUGUUAUGGUGGGAUGGAUGUUGGUGGGGGUGCAAUGGUUCUUGGUGGGAUCUCUUCACCCCCUGGUAUGGUAUUUACCCACUCGGACACAACUCGAAGCCCAUAUUAUAAUAUAGAGUUGAAGGAAAUACAUGUUGCUGGGAAGCCAUUGAAGUUGAAUCCGAGGACUUUCGAUGGGAAGUAUGGAUCUGUCUUGGAUAGUGGAACUACAUAUGCUUAUUUUCCAGAAAAAGCCUACUAUGCAUUUAAGGACGCUCUAAUGAAGAAAAUUAGUUUCCUGAAACAAAUCAAUGGUCCUGACCCGAAUUUUAAAGAUAUUUGUUUUUCUGGUGCUGGGAGGGAUGUGUCUGAACUUUCAAAAGUCUUUCCAGAGGUUGCUAUGGUAUUUGCCAAUGGACAGAAAAUUUCACUCUCUCCGGAGAACUACUUGUUCCGGCAUACGAAGGUUAGUGGUGCAUAUUGUCUAGGAAUCUUUAAAAAUGGUAAUGAUCAGACAACACUUUUGGGAGGAAUUAUUGUUCGUAAUACCCUUGUCACCUAUGAUCGAGAGAACACCGAAAUUGGGUUUUGGAAGACUAACUGUUCUGAACUUUGGAAGAAUCUGCAUUAUCUUUCUCCUGCUCCUCCUCCAGCUCCUCCUCCAGCUCCUCUACCUUCCUAUGGUCAGAAUACAAGUAAUGAAAUUCCUCCACCUGUUUCUCCAACUGUGCCAUUUCUUUCCGGUGAAUUUCAGGUUGGAGUCAUAACAUUUAACAUGGUGCUUCAUGCCAACAAAUCCUCCGUGAAACUUAACAUCACUGAGCUUGCAGAAUUUAUUGCCAAUGAGCUUGAAGUUAAUGUCUCACAGGUUCAGGUGCUGAACUUCACAUCGGGGGAAACUGAUUUCUUCAUUAGAUGGGCCAUCUUCCCUGCUGAUUCUGCUGGUUAUAUAUCUAAUUCCACGGCAAUGGACAUAAUUUCUCGCCUGAAGGAACAUGACUUGCAACUUCCUGAAAAAUUCGGAAGCUAUCAGCUGGUUGAAUUGAAUAUUGAACCUCCAUUAAAGAAGACAUGGAUGGAGCAGCACUUCUGGUCUAUGAUGUCUAUUGUAGCAGCAGUUACCUUAGUUGUUGGAUUGGCAGCCGGAAGCACGUGGCUGAUUUGGAGAUACAGACGGAGGGAGCUGAGUUCAUAUGAGCCUGUUGGUGCUGUCGGACCCGAGCAAGAACUUCAGCCACUAUAGACCCCCUUUUUUUUUCUCUCUUUUUUGGUUGGAGUUAUGAUUCUGUAUAUCAGAUAUAUAUAGUUUCGGAUUAAAGAAAAGAUGUGAUUUGGGUAGGGAGAGAGUGAAAUUUAAACUAGCUUCAAAAACUGAGUGUAUAUGGUAGUCACUCAUACCAUGAAAUGCUUAGGACUGUUGUACACUGAUUUAGAGUUGUAGUAAAAACCACAGGAAGAAGGGAAAAAAACCAUACCAAACAAGAACAUGUGUUAUUGGAAUGGCUCAUGUAUUUAAGCAGGGACAAAGGUGCACAGCCUUGAGCUGUUCCCAGUGCCCUUUAUUACAGGUUGGUUUGAUUGAUGAAGUAGAUUUGAUUUAUAUGAA